UUCUAUAACAGGUUUUUUGGAUACUUUACAACUUGGAAGGAAAAAAUGAUAUGAGAGAAACGAAGAUUUCCUAACAUCUGAAAUAUUGUUUUUGUUAUGAAUCUGUUUGUUUGUAAAUCUAUGUUUGCCUAAGACACUAGGCUUAGGUUUAGGACUCAGUUUACAUUCAGGAAGAUGGAUGACACUACAAAGCAAAAAACAGGUUCUUCUCGAAGAGAAGUGAGCAUUAAAAAGCAAAAGAGAAUUUUUAAAAUUAUUGUAAUUGGUGAUUCUAAUGUUGGAAAAACAUGCCUGACAUUCAGAUUCUGUGGUGGGUUAUUCCCUAUGAAAACAGAGGCAACAAUUGGAGUUGACUUCAGAGAGAGAAUUGUUGAGAUUGAGGGAGAAGAACUUAAACUACAACUUUGGGACACUGCAGGCCAGGAAAGAUUUAGAAAGAGCAUGGUUCAACAUUAUUAUCGCAAUGUUCAUGCUGUUGUAUUUGUCUAUGAUGUUACUAAGAUAGUUUCAUUUGAAAGCUUAUCACAUUGGAUAGAAGAGUGUGAUCAAUAUCAAUUAACUACAACCAUUCCACGUGUCAUUGUUGGUAAUAAAUGCGAUUGCACAGAUAGCAUUUCUGUUAACACAAAUAUGGCUCAGAAAUUUGCUGACCUCCAUAACAUGCCUCUUUUUGAGACUUCAGCAAAAGAUGACAGUGAAGCAGACCAUGUGGAAGCGAUCUUUAUGACAAUAGCUCACAAGCUGAAAAAUUCCAAACCAAUGAUGUCCCCACUAUUGCACAAACAGGGUACACUUGAUGGCACUGUUUCACAGUCUAGUGGUGUUAUUUCUGUUGGAAAAUCUCAUGCUAGAGAGGCAAAAAAAAGUAACUCAGUGGAUGAGAAUGAAUUAUGGUGUGCUUGUUGAAAUAGUAUAUUAUUUCAUAAGUCAGCAUUCUAUUGAUCUAUUACCAUAAACACUUAUUGGAAACAGUGAGGGCUCCUGACCUUAUUUUAUGGUAUCUGCUAUUGAAAUUGUAUCUUGAUAUAUAGAGAUUAAUAAUAGAGACACUUUUUUUUCUUCAAUGAGAUCACUUGGCAAAACUUUGGAAAAUGUUGACUUUUUACUCUAGUAGAACUUUUUAAUGCUUUAAUUCCUUACAGGUAGAACAAGGCCUUUAUCAAAAUACUAAGCUGAAACUUGAAAACCAUUAAACUGUCUGAUGGAAUACUUUCUGGAGGAAAGUUAUCAUGAAUAUAUUUUAUUAUGGUGAAAUGAAAUUUCUUCAAGUUCUGGUAACUAAAUUGUUAAUGAUAUUGUUAUGUGUUUAAUAUAUUUGUCACUGUUUUCUGUGUGAGAUUGUGCACUACCUUUAUUCUCAACAGAGGAAUAAAGAAAAGCCUGGUCAUUCCAGUUUUUUAAACUGUCUACAAAAGUAAUUUUUUUUGUCUACUUUCAGUGAAGUAGGAACUAUAGAAGGAAAGUUUUUUGUAUUGGAUGAACUUUGAGUUUCAUAACCAAGACUGACAAAUCCUCUUAAAUAAAAUAUGUUUAGCAAACAAGAGUCAUGGCUUUGUAGUCUGUCAAGGAUUUCUAAUCCAGAACCUGAGAAUAAGUUGACUUCCAAAUAAAUGAAAUAAGAAGUAGAAAUAAUGAUUUUGCUUUUGAGAAGCACUUGACAAGAUAUAAGAUGAAGUUUUGUGUAAAUUGGCAUAUCAGAGUAGUUGAAAAGAAAAUGAAAAAAGCUACUAAACCUCCUUAAUCCUUGCAUUACCAAGAUAUCAAAUACAUGUACUUAUAUAACUAACAUUGGUACAUCUUCUGUAAGCCUAUUUUUAUUAUCCAUGGAACUGUUAUUUAAGUUUGGUGAAUUAUAGUUCUUAUAAAGAAUUUGUAAAAUUUUUUAAUAGGAAAAUGUUAUCUGUGUGUAUACAUUGUAUAUAUAUAUAUAUAUAUAUAUAUAUCAAUAUUAGUAAUCAAAGGAUAUGAUAAAAUCAACUUUUCUUUGACUUUGAUAAAAAUACACUGCAACUGAAUCACUUACUUUAGUGGGUUUAGAAACACUGCUACAAUAAAGAGCAUGGUUUAAGAAAGUAAAUAACACUAGUUACAAUGGUAAUAAAAUCUAGGAAAACUUUGAUUUGACACCUAGAUUUUAUUACCAUUGUAUCUAGUGUUUUUUACAUAAACUUUGUCUUGCAUCUUUUGUGCAUUUUUUUAUAUAUAUUUUUUGUGUUUGUAUAUGUAAUAAGAAGCAGUUUACUAGCAAAGCUGACUUGUCUUCCACACAAAACUAGUAUUAAUGAUGAAAAGCAGGGUGACUGACACAAAACAAUAUAUGUGUUGGAAACAAUAAAAUGAUAUUGAAAUUAUAUUGUUAUUUUUUAAAAAAGAAAUGACAAAGACUUGCAGACUCAAAUUUUUGAAAACAAUUUGUAAAAAAUUGUGAUGAGAUACUGCAUACAGAAUGAAUUAGAUAACUCACAUGUAAGUACUACUACACAUUUAAACAUCUCUGCCACUGGCUACUCAAUGUUAACACACACACACACACACACACACACACACAUAUAACAGUAUAAAUACAAUGAUUAAGACUAGUGUAGGAGUUAAGCAUUUGCAGUUUGUUAGCUGUAAUGGGUGCAAGGAGUGGGUUUUAGUUUGGAACUCAUGACUGGAAUGUACUUUUAAAGAAGCUAGUAAUGAAGAUGUACAAUUUUUAUGUUGAGUUUGUAGGUUGGAGGAAAGUUAGAGGCAAACAUGAUUAAAGUAGGUGCAAUAGAUAAAGAGAAGUGUUGAUUGUGGGAAAUGGCAGCAAGAUUUCAGGAGGAGCUUAAGUUUUUACCUUCAA
Limulus polyphemus (Atlantic horseshoe crab) is the source of this 2830-nucleotide messenger RNA. Its product is annotated as putative Ras-related protein Rab-33. Gene Ontology annotation, biological process: Rab protein signal transduction. Lineage: Eukaryota; Metazoa; Arthropoda; Merostomata; Xiphosura; Limulidae. The transcript has 3 exons. Gene Ontology annotation, molecular function: GTPase activity; GTP binding. The record is from RefSeq and is a predicted model, not a curated record. Gene Ontology annotation, cellular component: endosome; Golgi apparatus. The coding region runs from base 175 to 906 and encodes 243 amino acids.